AUGGCCCUGUGGACGCGCCUCCUGCCCCUGCUUGCCCUGCUGGCCCUCUGGGCACCCGCUCCCUCCCAGGCCUUCGUGAACCAGCACCUGUGCGGCUCGCACCUGGUGGAGGCUCUGUACCUGGUGUGCGGGGAGCGCGGCUUCUUCUACACACCCAAGGACCGCCGGGAGCUGCCCGACCCGCAGGGGGGGGAGGCGGAGAUGGGCGCGGGCGGCCCGCAGGCCCUGGCCCUGGAGGGGAUCCUGCAGAAGCGCGGCAUCGUGGACCAGUGCUGCACCAGCAUCUGCUCGCUCUACCAGCUGGAGAACUACUGCAACUAG
Myotis myotis is the source of this 321-nucleotide messenger RNA. Its product is annotated as insulin-like. NCBI's taxonomy places the organism in Eukaryota, Metazoa, Chordata, Mammalia, Chiroptera, Vespertilionidae. Gene Ontology annotation, biological process: positive regulation of protein secretion; glucose homeostasis. Bases 1 to 321 code for a protein of 106 amino acids. The transcript is spliced from 2 exons. Gene Ontology annotation, cellular component: extracellular region. The record is from RefSeq and is a predicted model, not a curated record. Gene Ontology annotation, molecular function: hormone activity.